Aspergillus terreus NIH2624 is the source of this 1074-nucleotide messenger RNA. RefSeq lists its product as uncharacterized. Gene Ontology annotation, biological process: positive regulation of mating-type specific transcription, DNA-templated. The coding region runs from base 1 to 1074 and encodes 357 amino acids. The transcript has 2 exons. Gene Ontology annotation, molecular function: DNA binding, bending. NCBI's taxonomy places the organism in Eukaryota, Fungi, Ascomycota, Eurotiomycetes, Eurotiales, Aspergillaceae. The record is from RefSeq and is a predicted model, not a curated record. Gene Ontology annotation, cellular component: nucleus.
AUGCCUACCAAAGAGCUUGAAGAGUUACUCAAGUACCUCCAGGACGCCAGAGCUCAGGAGAACAGUGACAAUUAUCAUCCCGGAGAAGAUAUCCAGGCUCAUACUGAGGCCCGCGCUGACAGCAGACGUAUCACUGCCGUUCCCUCUCGUCCUAGUGGGCGGUCUUCAGCUUCGCGAGGCAGACACAUUCAGGAUGUGAAGAAAAGGCCACUGAAUAGUUUCAUCGCUUUCCGAAGUUAUUAUUCCACCAUCUUCCCGGAACUUACUCAAAAAUCGAAGUCUGGGAUCCUUCGGUUCCUGUGGCAGAACGAUCCCUUCAAAGCCAAAUGGGCAAUCCUUGCCAAAGCCUACUCGAUCAUACGGGAUGACCACGAUAGCGAUGUCUCUUUGGAUACUUUCCUUGGUCUGAAUGCUGGUUUUAUUGGCAUCCUCGAACCCACUCGCUAUCUUGAGGUCAUGGGCUGGGAAUUGCAAGUUGACGAAGAACAACAAUAUACCAUGGCGAAGGUCAACGUGAGCUCUGCAAACGAAGCUGAUAUCUCCACAAACUAUUCUGUCAAUGAUGUUGUGAAAAACUGCUACGCUGCUGGCUAUGUCUCUGAAGGGGAUCGCAAGAAUAAGCCCACCCAAGGCGGUAAUGCAUCCGUCAUGGCUUUUGCUGCUCAGCCAACGUUGGUUAUCCAUGAAAGCAAUGGCGUUCAGCGUUCUGGCAAUCGUGCGAUCUUGAAACGGGGCACAACUCCUGUCACUGGAAUGACCCCAACCAGCAAACCCGGCAGCACCCCUUCUCCGAAUCCUGGGGACAUGAGCAUGGUUGUUCGUGAUGCUUCAGUCGAGACCAACGAGGUACCUACCGUCCGCAAUUUUCCGCUUCUUCAACAUGAUGCAAAUGCCACGGUUGGGUUUGAGACGCUCGAUUUCAACUUCAAUGGCUUUGAAUUUGCGAACUGGGGUGAAGAGCAGACUCCGUUGUUCCCUUAUGACCCCUCUCUCCAGACACCUGUGAUGCACAAUGACCCUUUGAUGCCAAGUCCCUACGACGUGGUUGACAUCGAGCGUUACCUUGAAAUAUAA